Saprolegnia parasitica CBS 223.65 is the source of this 572-nucleotide messenger RNA. RefSeq lists its product as hypothetical. Bases 1 to 291 code for a protein of 96 amino acids. The transcript is spliced from 4 exons. NCBI's taxonomy places the organism in Eukaryota, Oomycota, Saprolegniomycetes, Saprolegniales, Saprolegniaceae. The record is from RefSeq and is a predicted model, not a curated record.
AUGCGACAAGCUCGCGACGAUCCAAAGGCGCUCGGUGCAGCCGACGACGCCCGCAAGGCCGUCUCCGAGCUCCGCGGGCUCCAGAUCGUAUCUUGGGCAGUCGCUGCGCUCUGCAUGGCGUCGCCGCGCUCUCGCCGCUUCGACGAAGGUGUGCCACACCUCCCGUCAGCAUCGAUCCGACGUCACGGCACGCGCACGACCUGCGCCGCCAAGUGCGUGCCAUGCAAGCUCGCGAUUGUGCCCGAUACGACGUUUCAUACGGGCGUACUUGCCGUCCACGCGUGCCGCUGACCAGCAUCUCAAACGAUUUCCGAGCUUUCCUCGACACCACUGCGCUCUACCCUUUACGAGGCAGCGCUCGAAUACGACGCAUUGGACACCUCGUUUCGCCACGAUCGGAGCCACCCAAGAUGUACGCGGCCAUUGUCUUUGACAUCGCACCUCGAGGCAGUGCAGGCGCCUACACGUUGCGCUUCAGCGCGACGUCGAUCGCAACCAGAAAGCCUUGGUCGCCAAGCCGUACCAGCGGUACCCUAGCCCCACUCGGAUCGUUGUUGUUGUUGAAGUGGGUC